Molecule: messenger RNA, 1712 nt
Organism: Phragmites australis (common reed)
Lineage: Eukaryota; Viridiplantae; Streptophyta; Magnoliopsida; Poales; Poaceae
Product: acetyl transferase GW6a-like
Exons: 3
Coding region: 116-1390 (424 amino acids)
Molecular function (GO): acyltransferase activity, transferring groups other than amino-acyl groups
Source: RefSeq, a predicted model, not a curated record
GCACAACAGCAAGCUCUCUUUCAGCUGAGCUAGUUGCUUCAGCAAGCAGGCUAUCUAGACACAGUCGUUGAGAUCGAUCGAUCAGUUUAGAGCUAGAGAGAUUAGUUAUUGGCAUAUGGGAGCGAUGGAUGGAAAGAAGAUGGUGUUGAGGUUGAGGGAGUUCGACAUCGAGAGGGGCCUGGCGGCGGUCGAAGAGCUCGAGGGCCGGUGCCAGGUCGGCCUGUGCGGCGACGAGACUGCCGACAACAGCGGCGGCAACAAGAGGAGGACGAAGAAGAAGAGUGGCAUGUCGCUCUGCGUCGAGCAGGUCGGCGACCCGCUGGCGAGGGUCCGCCACGCGCCGGAGCACGUCAUGCUGGUUGCCGAGUAUGGCGAGGAGAUGGUCGGGGUCAUCAAGGCCUGUGUCAAAGUGGUGAGCAGAGGCGGCGGCAAGGAGCCGUCUUCUUCCUCCAGCUCCGUGAAGCAGCAGCCGCCGGCCGCAACGACGACGGCGUACGUGAAGGUGGCCUGUCUCCUCGGCCUCAGGGUCUCACCUUCUCACAGGCGGCUGGGGAUCGCAACGGCGCUGGUGAAGCGGGCUGAGGAGUGGUGCCGGGAGCGCGGGGCGGAACACGCGACGAUGGCGACGACGACGUCCAACGCGGCGUCGCUGGCGCUCUUCACGGGCCGGUUCGGGUACGUGCCGUUCCGGUGGCCGAAGUUCCUGGGCCGCCCCGUGCACGCGCACCGUCUGCCCGUGCCGUGCGGUCACCGCGUGUUCCAGCUGCCGCCGCCGCUGGCCGCGGCGGCCUACGCGCGCCUGCUCCCGCCGCAGGGCACGGAGUUCCUCCCCGCCGACAUGCCGGCGCUCCUCGCCCACAAGCUCACACUCGGCACGUUCGUCGCCAUCGAGAGAGAUCCGGAUCCGUCCCUCCCGCCGUCCUUCGCCGUGCUCAGCGUCUGGGACUCCACCCGCUCCAUGCGAUUCCGCGUGAGUGGCGCGCCGGCGUUGCUCCGCGCGUCGCUCGCCGCGCUCCGGGCGCUCGACCGCGGCGCGCCGUGGAUGCGCGUCCCCUCCAUCCCGGACAUCUUCCGCCCGUUCGGCGCCUACCUCCUCUACGGCCUCCGCAUGUCCGGCCCGGCGGGCCCUGCCCUGCUCCGCUCCCUCUGCCACCACGUCCACAACGUCGCGCGCAAGAACCCGGCCUGCGCCGUCGUCGCCGCCGACGUCGCCCCCGACGACCCGGCCGCCGCCGCCGUCCCGCGCUGGCGCCGCUUCUCCUGCGACAAGGACGUCUGGUGCAUCAAGAACCUCAUCAACAAAGACACCAACGCCACCGACGACGACGACGACUGGGCGGCGCCGCCGCUGCCUGGCACCCUCCUGUUCGUCGACCCCCGCGAGUUUUGACGUAGCCAUGCACCCAUCCACCCAUGCAAGGCAGGUGUAGGCAGAGGCUAGCUACCACCUCAUCGAUCUCUGCCAAGUUUUGACAACUACACGUGCGAUUAAUGUACAUAUACUUGGUACCGCAAUGGCGAUGACCUGCCUUGCAUGCUAUUUGUGGUAUCAACCCUCAAGCUAAACCGAUGUCUGUAAUGUUAGCAUUUGCUUUCUUAAGUUAGAAUAGCGACGAGGUUCGGCUAGUUUCUUUCUAAUCACUGUCCAUAGAAGAAGAAUCAGUUGGCGUUUUUUUCUCGAACUGUGCAUACAAAUGGGUACAGAGCUGAAA